AUGUCCGGUAAUCACCUCCCGCCAGUGCGACACCUGCCACAGUGGAGUCGAGUCGGGCAUCUCGGAGUGCCGUGCAAACCUCGACCUUCACUGGCGAACAGACUGCAGCCGCUGCCCGUUCUCCCCACGGGAGACCGAGAGGGGCCGAAGGUUACGAUGGGCUCGACUCAAGUCGACACGGACCUCCGCGUCGCUUCACUGCAGAGGAACAUCGAGUUCCUACAGUACCAGCACAAAGAAACACUUCAGAAACUUCAUCAAGAAGUUGACGAUCUCAGACGGGAGAACAAAGAGUUGAAGUAUAAGAUGAUUAUGGAGGCUCCCAAGCCAAGUAGGAAAGUUUUGAAACAUAACCAAGUGGGUGUUGGACCUUCCUCACAUGGGAAAGAAUCCCAACAGAACCAAAUGACAAGGGGCAUGGGAGACUGCACAGAGAUCCUUGGACCAAUCAGACCAAAUCGCAGGUCACAACAGUCUGAAGCGCCCGUUUCCUCAGUGGAGCCUCUCAAAGUCCAAAACGGUCCAUCUCAUCCACCACGUGCAUCGACGCUACGGGAGUGUGAGCUUAUCAUCCAGCAGCUGUACAAUACCAACAGUUUACAGUCUCAGGAAAUUGUACGGUAUAAGGAGUUGCUGAGAGAUAUUGUGGUUAACAAGAGAAUCACUCCAGAAAACUACAAUCUGACCAAAGCUUACCUUGGGGAUGAUAUCAGGACCGGUGUGACUCUACCAGCGCUCUCGAAGAGCCUCAGCUCAUCUGUGGUAGAGCGCCAGAGAAGAAGUCAAGCCGUACACAGAGGCCAUGUCAAGACUAAAGUGCGGUGA
Molecule: messenger RNA, 825 nt
Organism: Nerophis lumbriciformis (worm pipefish)
Lineage: Eukaryota; Metazoa; Chordata; Actinopteri; Syngnathiformes; Syngnathidae
Source: RefSeq, a predicted model, not a curated record